AAGUCUUGCAUUCAUAUGAACAACGAUGAUUUACGACGGCUGAAAAUAAUGAACGCAAAAGGUGUUAAUAAGGAUCACGCUGACGAUAGGUGACUCUAUUGCUUACCAGGUCAAUCUGGUAAGGAAGUUCAGUGUCAGCUCCCGGACGGAACCAUCUCGCGUGACCAUAUUUCACCCGGACUUGUUCCGGUUUCCGCCAAGAUGGCGACUUACGCUCGUACCGUAUGGAAAGUUGUCGCAGGAUGUCAACGGCAGCUCCGAAGCGGUGGUGUUUCCUCCUUGCCUGCUUUUCCUUCCAACAAUGUUCCCGUGAGAACUUUUGCUGCCCUCAAGACGUUGAAGAAGGGAAAGAAGGCAGAGGCGGCUGCGCCGGAGGUGAAGAAAGAAAAGAGGGUGGUGAAUGACUCGGAGCGACACAAGCCCUUCGGGAAGACGGCGUGGGCGCCCGUGGAUGACGUCUACGUGCCGAGGCACUACCCCAGGACCGUCUAUAGCGCCGUUGACGCCGUAGAACUGCUCAAGAGUUUUCAGGCUUUGGACUUCACGCCGCAUGACCAGCCUGUAUAUGUGGACCUCAAGCUGGACAUGAAACUGGAGAAGAAGAAAAAGAUCGAGCCGUUUGUGGGCAUGUUGCAUCUUCCGCAUCCUUUCAAGACCGAUGUGAACAAAGUUUUGGUUUUUACCGAGGACGCGAACCAAGCGAGAGUAGCUCAGGAGUGCGGAGCUGCGUUUGUCGGAGGCGCGGAGCUCAUUCAGCAGAUAUUAGACGACGAGGUUGAGGCCGACUUCUACGUUGCUGUGCCAGAAAUGCUGCCGAAACUGACGCCGCUUAAAAACAAACUACGGAAGAAGUUUCCGAAGAGCAAGAGGGGCUCAAUCGGCAUCAACAUCCCCAAAAUGCUGUCGCUGUUCCGCACGGGCCACGAGUACGGGGUGGAGAGCGAGUGCUACGUCCGGACGCAGGUGGCCACGCUGGACUUUCCCACUCAACACAUCCUGGCCAACCUGCAAAUCAUCCUGACCGACGUGCGCUCGCAUCGACCCGCCGACAUGGGGCCUUUGAUCGAGCGCGCCAUCUUGUCCAGUCGCACCAGUGAAGCUCUGUGGUUCAACAGUGAAAGCCUUCUACCGCAAACACCCGAAGACGAGCAACAGCAAUAACGCCCUCCCGUGUAUAUCUCGUGCUCAUGGUUAUUUGUAUUAUUCUAAACAAUAAAUGUGAUUAUGUCA
This is a messenger RNA of Hippocampus zosterae (dwarf seahorse), 1230 nucleotides long. RefSeq names its product mitochondrial ribosomal protein L1 (gene mrpl1). The transcript is spliced from 9 exons. Lineage: Eukaryota; Metazoa; Chordata; Actinopteri; Syngnathiformes; Syngnathidae. The record is from RefSeq and is a predicted model, not a curated record. The coding region runs from base 202 to 1161 and encodes 319 amino acids.